Messenger RNA from Adineta ricciae, 1812 nucleotides. Lineage: Eukaryota; Metazoa; Rotifera; Eurotatoria; Adinetida; Adinetidae. The record is from the annotation of a GenBank genome assembly.
AUGUAUAGUUGUCAUGUUGACAAGGUUUUUCUUUCUGUUCUCACUGGUUGCCAACAACAGCAUUAUGAAUCAUGUCAGAUCCAUCUAGACAGCUGCGACGUUAUUCAUCGCGAGUACCGGUGCGUAUUUCACGAAACUACACGAAAUUGCCACCUAUUUCACAAACAGCUCGUUCAACAGAUACAAAUAAUGAUUCGAGCAGCACAUUCGCCAAAAGACGGAGAAGAUCAUUCGUUGAAACCGACAUUAACGAGUACCACUAAUGAUACUAAUCAUCAUUCAUCUAUACCGAUAGAUGCCAGUAAAUUUUGGGUUAAGCUAGGAGAACAUGUUGCUAAAGAACCUUUACCAAAUUCUAAUGAUCGUGGGCAUCAGCGAACGCCAAAUAAAGUUGUGCGAAUAUUCGUCUCGUCGACAUUUACUGAUUUUUUUAACGAACGUGAAGUCUUAAUUAAACAAGUAUUUCCAGAAUUGCGCGAUGAACUAGAACCAGCGGGUAUUCAAAUCAUUGAUUGUGAUCUUCGAUGGGGUGUACCAAAGGAUUCAACAACUGAACAGACUAUUCUAGCAUGUAUGGAAGAACUUGAUCGAUGUUUCGAAGAUAAUGGUCAACCAUUCUUUAUCGGUCUUGUUAGUGACAAAUAUGGUUGGGUACCGAAAAUCACUGAACUGCCUGGCUGUAUAACAGACCGUUAUCGAUGGAUUGACGGAGCGUCGAUCACUUUGAUGGAAUUCAUUCAUGGUGCAUUUCGUACACACAAUCCCAAUGCUUUUUUCUUAAUGCGCAAUUCGGAGAACAUCCUGAAAAAUCUACCGGAGAAAUAUACUGAUAAGUUUCGUGAUAAGGAUGAACAGAGUCAACGUCAAAUUCAAGAAUUAAAAGUUCAGCUAUCACAUUUCGUUCCAGAGGAACAUAUUUUCCACUAUGAUUGCUUUUAUAAUGGACUGGAUUCGACUACGGGACGUGAACGAGUGAAAAUCGACGGUUUACACGAUUUUGCAGUAAAAGCGAAAGAAUUUCUAUCGAAUGCGAUCAAAAAUUGGUAUCCCGAAAAUUUUCAUACAGAUGCUUCAUUCAGUACAGACGAUAAGCAAAUGAAUACGUUUCUUUUGAAUAAAACUCAGUUUUUUGUUGAUCGACACGAAGAAUUCUCGAUUUUACUCAAAUACGUAACAGGUGAACAAAUGGAUCUCAACUUGCUUACUGGAAUGGCAGGAGCAGAAGAGAAAAACAUUCCGAUGAUGGCUAUCAAAGGGCGGCCUGGUGACGGAAAAACGAUGUUACUUGGAAAAUUUGCUCUACACCUUGAAGAAACAAUGAAAGAUAAAUUCUUUCUAUUCUAUCAUUUUCUCGAUGGAGCAUUCCAUCCCAAUGUGUCUACCUACAUCAAUAGCCAUCUAAAACAAAAACUCGACAGAUAUAUCGAACAAAAUAAACUUAUCUCUCCACAUACCGGAGAACGACCAGCCAUUACCAGUGACAAUUUCAUAUCACAAGCCAUAUCAUUACUUCCCGUUCCAUUUGUUAUCAUCAUCGAUGGGUUAGAUAAAGGCGAUAUUCAUCAUCAACGAAAAUAUCGUGAAGAAUUCAUAUUUUAUAACUAUGAAAUGUUGGCAAGUGAUCAUACAUACAUUAUACUCAGCUGUGAGCCAGGCUUCGCACUGUAUAAUGAGAUAACUAGAUAUAAUCGCUAUGAAAUCGAACUCAAACCAUUGACAAUAGAACAACGUUCAGCGUAUAUCGAAAGAUUCUUUCGACAAUUUAAUAAAGUAAGUUUAAAGAAAAAUGAACGAGAAGAAAAAAUUGCUUAG